UGAAUUUUCUUCUCCAUCUUCAGUUCUUGACCCAAAUUAUUUCUCCUCCAAUUCUGCAAUUCUAAUAACUUAUGGAUAGACUAGUAACAGUGGAUGCAAAAGAACUAAACCUUGUUUUCAAACCAAACCAAAAAUGUUCAACAAGUUUCAAGCUAACAAAUCUUAUGCAUACCAUGUCUAUUGCAGUUUCUGUAACCACUACAAAUCCUAAUUUAUUCUCAAUCAGUCAACCUUUUUCUGUUCUUUCACCUCUCGCUUCAUCAAAUUUUACUCUAUUUCUCGCUUUACCAUCAGAACUCCCGCAAAUUUCAUCUCCAAUUGAUUCUUUACAUGUUCGUACAACAAUUCUACCAACAGGUAAAGCUAAUCAAGAUGAUCUCCACAGAUUUUUUACAAAACCUGGUGCCUCUCAUAUCUUCAGAGAUGCAAACUUACCCAUCUCUUUUGUUGGUGAAUUUGUUGCAAGGUUCUUGAUUUCUGAACCUUGUUUUCAGACCUUGGAGAGUAAUUUUAUCUUGUCUAAAGCAAUUGGUAAUUGUACCAAAACUCAGAUUACGUCUCUUCUUUGGUAUGCUGUUGGUAAGGGAAACCCUAGGUUUGUUUCUGCUUUGAUUGAUGCUGGUGGUGAUGUGAAUUUUAGGGAUUUAUCAAAUGGGAAAUCUUUGUUGUUUGCAGCUGUUAAUUCAGCAGCGAUAAAUCGAGUAGAUUUGAUGGGUUUGUUUUGUGAGUUUGGGUGUUUGGUUAAUUCUGUUGAUUCAUAUGGUCGAACACCCAUUCAUGUUUCGGCAAUUCAUGGGAAUUUAGAUGCUUUGAAGUUUUGUGUCAGUAAAGGAGGUGAUACUGAUUGUGUUGAUAAUAAUGGCUGUACACCGUUACAUUGUGCAGCUUCCGAAGGGCGGAGGCAAGUUGUAGAAUUCUUAUUAGAAUGUUCUUCGUAUUCGAAGUACUCGAUUAAUAGUGAUGGGAAAACACCUUUUUUAGUUGCAAUUGAUAACGGGCAUUCUCAUUUACUUGAUUUGCUUAGGUUAAGCGAUGUUUUACAUAGAGCAGCAACAUUAGGAGAUGUUCAUGGAUUGAGAAGUUGUAUUGAAAAAGGAGCGAUAAUCAACAGUAGAGAUCAAAAUGGUUGGACUGCUCUUCAUAGAGCUUCAUUCAAAGGUCAAACGGAAAGCGUAAAACUUUUAAUGAGUAACGGAGCUCAAGUUGAUCUUGUUGAUGAUGCAGGUUAUACACCAUUGCACUGUGCCACUGAAGCCGGUCAUUCUGAAGUUGCUUCAUAUCUGAUAAAAAAUGGUGCUUUAGCAAAUAUGAAGAGUCUCAAAGGUGUGUCAUCAUUGAACUUGACUUCAUUUCAGAAUCAUUCUGCUUUUAAAUUCCCUUUAUGUGAAGAAAAAGAACUAGUUUGAGAUUCUACUUAUGUGUCAGGUUUGUAGUUGUUUUUUGCUUUUUUGUUCUCUCAAUGUAAUUUAUAAAGAGGUGUAAGAGAUAUCGAUGUCGCUUCGCGAGGGAGAAAGCAAACAGUUUAUGUAAUACUGUAUUAUCAAUGCAAAACUGUAUACCACACAUGCCAAAAUGGGCACUAAGCUCAUAUUUUAGAGCAUGUCUUUUAUGAGGAUUGAGGUAAUGAAUCAAAGUUUUCUUUUUUAUAA
Papaver somniferum (opium poppy) is the source of this 1649-nucleotide messenger RNA. Its product is annotated as serine/threonine-protein phosphatase 6 regulatory ankyrin repeat subunit C-like. The record is from RefSeq and is a predicted model, not a curated record. Gene Ontology annotation, molecular function: protein binding. NCBI's taxonomy places the organism in Eukaryota, Viridiplantae, Streptophyta, Magnoliopsida, Ranunculales, Papaveraceae. Bases 72 to 1406 code for a protein of 444 amino acids. The transcript has 2 exons.